UUGUGUUGUGCUGCCGCUAAUCUUCGCACUUGUUUGCUUGUAUUACAUUGUUGUAAUUAGUGUUUCUUCUUUUGACACACUUGACCAUAACAUGUCGACAUACAGUUGAGUCAUUUAUUACGGUUCCAGUUAUCCAAGAGAACGAUAAGCGAAUAUAAAAAGAAAGGGGAGAAGGGGGAGAGUACAAAGGAGACGUCGAGGCAGACGUUUGGAUGUGGAGCUGAAGAGAUGAGCAACAAAGACAUACAAAGUCCGAAGAGGUCUAGAGAAACAAAUACCAGUAUGGGAGAAAAUGCUACGACAAGGGUAAAGAAAGUUCUGCCAUGUUUAUCUACUACCGCUUGAUCCACUGAUAAACUGCCGGUAAAGUAUGGAUAAGUAAAGGCUUACGUAGGUCUGCGGACAUAGACGGCGGUGCGAGAUAUUAAUUACGCCACAAACUUGUUCUGUAAAAGCGCCGCCUCAACGCUAGUCCGCGCUGUGUCUUUUUUUUUUUUUUUUUUUUGCCAGUCAGGUUAAUUUUUGUUUCUUCUUCCUGCUUCACUUUCAACAAAAGUGGUGACUAAAAUCUUUGCAGAGAAUUUGUAGAAGAUUCAACAAUCAAUUCGAAAAUUGUGGAGACGGAGAAGCAGCCAGAUAUACUAAAGCAGAAACACCAAACUGACACAGAAGCCUAAACCGUCUAUAAAGUCCAAAGCAGAGUUUGCUGUCAACAUCGCAAUGACUACAGAAGUGUUCUCCAUGAUGGAGCCACAGGACCACACUGCCUUCUCCUUCAUUAAGGCCCUGGAGGCAGUGAAUGCUAAACUUAGAGAGCAUUACCCUGACAGCGAGGAGCUCUUUAAGGUGAUACUCAUCCAUGACGACUCAGCAGAUGCACCCAUGGAUACUAUCAGGGAACAAGGUCUGGAGGAACUCAUCACUAUCGUACCUGUGAAAGAAAAGAAUCUUGUUGAUGAAUUACAGAAAAAUAAUACCCACCUGUACCUGUGUACUGAACCAGGAUGGAAGGCUCAAGAAGCAGCAAACAAAGGUAUAGCAACUGGUAUCGUGUCCAUCCCAGAGAACAUGAGGAUGCCGAUGGAUCAGCUGCGUUUUGCCUUUGAUGGUGAUGCUGUCCUCUUCUUUAAUGAGUCAGAACGUAUUUUCCAGCAGGAUGGAGUAGAAGGAUACUUGAGGAACGAGAAGGAAAAUGUUGAAGUUCCAAUGGGACCGGGACCAUUCAAAAGAUUCUUGGAGGUGUUAGUGAGGCUGCAGAGGAAGUUGUAUGAUAAAGGCAUGUACCUUAACUGUCCCAUUCGCACCUACCUGGUGACAGCUCGUGACGCAGGAUUUGCCGGGUACAGAGCCUUAAACACUCUGCACAUGUGGGGCGUUGAGAUUGAUGAAGCUGUAUUUCUUGGGGGGCCAAACAAAGGUCCCACUCUGGAGAAGAUCAGCCCCCACAUCUUCUUUGACGACCGGCUGCGUCACAUUAAAGCUGCACUGGCGGUCGGCACAGUGUCAUGCAAGGCGCUCUAUCACUCUGAGUGACCAAAAGGCAAUUCAUUCUGUGAGCCAGCUCCUGAAAUGUUAUAGUGGAUAGAAAAAUGAGAACUAGAACACCAUGUCACAUAAAUAAAGACUACACUGACAAGACCACACCUUGGUUGGUACAAAGAAGUUCAUUUGACCAUGUUAGGUGGAGGGGUAGGUAGGGGAUGGGAUGAAGUAAUCCCAUGUUCCCAAUCCCAGUGCUAUCAAAACUAUUAACAACUGCAAACUAUUUAUACAGUAUAUGGCACAAAAUGUCAAAAAAUAUAAGCAUAGUAUCAUUAGUCGUGUAUUAAAUCACCGUAAUAACACGUAUAUGGAAUUUAGCGACAUGGCACAUGGCAUUCUAUGGACAAAUGCACACAAGAUUAAAUGAACUAUCAUUGAAUAAAUGACUUUCAAUCUAA
Mugil cephalus (flathead mullet) is the source of this 1940-nucleotide messenger RNA. Its product is annotated as cytosolic 5'-nucleotidase 1A-like. Gene Ontology annotation, molecular function: nucleotide binding; 5'-nucleotidase activity; magnesium ion binding. The record is from RefSeq and is a predicted model, not a curated record. Lineage: Eukaryota; Metazoa; Chordata; Actinopteri; Mugiliformes; Mugilidae. The transcript has 6 exons. Gene Ontology annotation, biological process: adenosine metabolic process; nucleotide metabolic process. The coding region runs from base 721 to 1533 and encodes 270 amino acids. Gene Ontology annotation, cellular component: cytosol; cytoplasm.